ACUCAAUCUGCAAACUCCCUUACUCAGUGGGACCGUGCAAGUCAUCUAUUACCAUGUAUUAUUUCAAUGCCAAAGCUAACCAAUGUAAACAGUUCAUCUUUGGAGGCUGUUGGGGAAAUGAGAACAGAUUUUCCACCUUGGACGAAUGCAAGAAAGCCUGUGAUGAUUCUGAAACUUCCAGCUCAAUCUGCCAACUCUCUUACUCGGUGGGACUAUGCAAGGCCCGCAUUCCCCAGUAUCACUUUGACAGCAACACUCAGCAAUGUAAACGGUUCUACUACGGAGGCUGUCAGGGAAACGAAAACAGAUUUUCCAUCAAGGCUGAAUGCAGGAAUACCUGUGCUGCUGUUCCGCUGACUGAUGACCUAAAAAUAUGA
Molecule: messenger RNA, 377 nt
Organism: Ornithorhynchus anatinus (platypus)
Lineage: Eukaryota; Metazoa; Chordata; Mammalia; Monotremata; Ornithorhynchidae
Product: tissue factor pathway inhibitor-like
Exons: 3
Coding region: 54-377 (107 amino acids)
Molecular function (GO): serine-type endopeptidase inhibitor activity
Source: RefSeq, a predicted model, not a curated record